Closterium sp. Yama58-4 is the source of this 444-nucleotide messenger RNA. The record is from the annotation of a GenBank genome assembly. Lineage: Eukaryota; Viridiplantae; Streptophyta; Zygnematophyceae; Desmidiales; Closteriaceae.
AUGGACGCCAAGCUUGUGGAUGACUGGGUGAUCCUGGACUCGUACCGGGGCCACCUCACCGAUGGCGUGCUCACCAACUUGAAGUGGAACCGGGUGAUCCCGGCCAUCAUCCUAGGGGGCUGCACUCCUCUGCUGCAGCCCCUUGACGUGAGCGUGGACCGCUCAUUCAAGGCGCUGCUGCGCGAGAUGUACAACGAGUGUUUUGCCGAGAUCGGCAUCAACACGUUCACGAAAGCCGAUGACGCGGAGGCGGCAAAGGUGGCGGAAGCCGAGGAUGCCGGGGACCUCCCUGAGGAGGAGGAGGAGGAGGAGGAGGAGGAGGAGGAGGAUGAGGAGGAGGAGGAGGAGGAUGAGGAGGAGGAUGAGGAAGAGGAGGAGGAGGAUGGGGAGGAGGCGGAGGAGGGGGAGGAGGGUGGGCUGGAGGAGAACGCGAACAAAGAGUGA